CAAUUGAAAAACGCCGUCGAUUCACAGAAAAUACAAGCUGCCGGAUAUUUUUGUCGAGUUGUCACAUAAAACAUUUUAUUUAAGAAUCUUCAUUUAAAAUGGCCACAAAAACAAAGAAGGAAGAAAAACCACCAAAGGAGAAACAAAUCAUCGAAGGGGUGGUUAAAAUCAACAAAUGGGAUGGUUCCGCUGUUAAACAUGCUCUCGAUGAUUCCGUGAAGAAUGCUCUCCUGGAUCGACCAAACUUCAAGGAACAAUUUGGUCUCAUCAACACUCGUCUGCUGAUUUGUGGCCUUGCUGUUGGUGUUGCCCUCCUCGCCCAUGGCUGGGACUACGCACAUCCUUUCCCCGAAUCAAAACCUGUCCUCAUGUUCAGUGUUUUGUCAUACUUCUUGCUCAUGGGAGUAUUGACUUUGCACACAACUUACCGCGAAAAGGGAACCUUUGCGGUUGCGGUUCAGAAAGAUGGCAAUGGUGGAACCAAGACAUGGGAAGCUAGUUCGGAUAUGAAAAGGUACGAUGAUAAGUACAUGUUGGUGUUGUCUGUUAAGGAUUCCAAGGCACUGAGAGAAGCAACAACAGUUAAGUCAUGUGCCAACUUCAUUGACACAAAUGGAGUCAUUGUGGACAGUUUGGUGGCCAACGAACUGAAUCGGUUGUUCCAUUCAUUGAGUGCCGAAAAGAAGGAGAAGUAGCUUAUGGGAGUUAUUCAGAUAGUUUAACAAAAAUGUAUAAAUGCAAAAUAAGUAUUGAUUUGCAAUUUCCAAACAAACAAACAAAAAUCAAGAUAAAUAAUAAAAUUUGAAAACAUUCUUUAAAA
Messenger RNA from Eupeodes corollae, 820 nucleotides. RefSeq names its product signal peptidase complex subunit 2 (gene Spase25). NCBI's taxonomy places the organism in Eukaryota, Metazoa, Arthropoda, Insecta, Diptera, Syrphidae. Gene Ontology annotation, biological process: protein targeting to ER. The record is from RefSeq and is a predicted model, not a curated record. Gene Ontology annotation, cellular component: membrane; signal peptidase complex. Bases 99 to 695 code for a protein of 198 amino acids. The transcript is spliced from 2 exons.